Messenger RNA from Laccaria bicolor S238N-H82, 776 nucleotides. RefSeq lists its product as uncharacterized. The transcript has 8 exons. The record is from RefSeq and is a predicted model, not a curated record. Lineage: Eukaryota; Fungi; Basidiomycota; Agaricomycetes; Agaricales; Hydnangiaceae. Gene Ontology annotation, molecular function: calcium ion binding; calcium-dependent protein serine/threonine phosphatase regulator activity. Bases 42 to 569 code for a protein of 175 amino acids.
UUCUCCUCAUCCCUCGAUAUAACGACAAAAGAUAGUUCACGAUGGGUCAAUCACCGUCCCAAUUUAUGGAGGACAUGGAGAAGAAGUCCAACUUCACCCAGCCAGAGUUGGAGCGGCUAAAGAAACGAUUCAUGAAACUUGACAGCGACGGCUCGGGAUCCAUAGAUCGCGAAGAGUUUCUGCAAAUACCACAAAUCGCAACAAACCCCCUCGCGUCACGGAUGAUAGCGAUCUUUGACGAGGAUGGUGGUGGUACAGUCGACUUUCAAGAGUUUGUCGGUGGCCUAAGCGCGUUUAGCAGUCGUGGAGGGCGGGAAGAAAAAUUGAAAUUCGCGUUCAAGGUAUACGAUGUCGAUCGGGACGGGUUCAUUUCAAACGGAGAGCUCUUUCUAGUCCUAAAAAUGAUGGUUGGAAACAAUCUUAAAGACCAACAACUACAACAAAUCGUCGACAAGACGAUCAUGGAAGCCGACCUUGACGGCGACGGAAAACUAAGCUUCGAAGAGUUUGCCUUGACAGUUUCCAAUACGGACAUCGUCAAACAAAUGACACUCGAAGACCUCUUCUAAUCCCAUCCGAGCCCAUCACCCGCUCGGUCGUGUGCAUAGUUCGGUGUCCAUUACCCUUACCUCCAUCCAUACCCAUCUUAUACGCUCAUACACGGUCCCCCCCUUCCCAUCUCCAUCUUUGCCGUUUUUCCACGUCGAGGCUAUCGGAUCGCUGCUCUUUGAUUGUAAUUAUUGUACAGAUACUCAUCCAGGGACUAUUUUCCUUCU